This is a messenger RNA of Coregonus clupeaformis (lake whitefish), 2158 nucleotides long. RefSeq names its product E3 ubiquitin-protein ligase TRIM21-like. NCBI's taxonomy places the organism in Eukaryota, Metazoa, Chordata, Actinopteri, Salmoniformes, Salmonidae. Gene Ontology annotation, molecular function: protein binding; zinc ion binding. The transcript is spliced from 8 exons. The record is from RefSeq and is a predicted model, not a curated record. The coding region runs from base 1 to 1836 and encodes 611 amino acids.
AUGAGAGGUAGCAAGACCGGCCUCGAGACAAGGAUCAGUCAGAUGCACUGUCCAACCCUGCUCGACAUUGAUGGAUACUCCUGUCAUCACAUCCACAAUGCAGCAAAGAAGUUUGCAGAGCCCUUCGACCACCACCUUGAGCAGCUCUUCAAUGAUCUGCAAACUGAUCAUCAGUGGUCUCCAGAUCAAAGGUUUGUGCCCCAUCGCUGGCUGUCCGCAUAUGAUGUCAGCAUUUCGACACACAGAAUGCUGCCGGCUUACAAGGUCCUGUACUACGGGUUCCUGAGCAACGGAAACCAGGAGCUGUACAAGGACCCACUGGAACACAUUUAUAAAGAACACCACGUGAGCGAGAAGGCACAAAGGAUAGCCCAGCAGGGACCUACAGCAGCUAUGGAGGACCAGCUCAGCUGUCCCGUCUGCUUUGAGUUCUUCCAGGACCCAGUGAGUCUGAAAUGUCAACACAGCUUCUGCCGCAGCUGCCUGGAAACACCAAGAUGGAUUCAACAAAAGCAGCGUGAGUGCCCUGUCUGCAGGCGAAGGCAUUCCAUAGACAAUAUCCAGCCCGCCAUGUCCAAUAUGAAACUGAGAAACAUAGUGGAGGCCUACCUGCAAAGAGAAGAGAAGGAGGGGAGUGAGGGAAGAGCAGUGGGUCUUGUGGUGUGCGCCAGGCAUAAUAAGAAGCUCAGGUUGUUUUGUGAGGAAUGUGAGGAACUUGUUUGUGCUGUGUGUGUGGAGACCGAGUGGCAUGCCAAGCAUAAACACCAGCCAGUGAAGGAGGAAGCGCAGUGGCGUAAGAGGGAACUCACUUCAUUGCUCUACAACCUUCCUGAGAAACUGGAACUGGACAUAAAGCAAGCGAGAGCCUCAAGAGCGCAUGCAGCACAAUACAUCAAGACCCAGGCCCAAACCACAGCAGGACAGAUCAAGAGUGAGUUUGCGAAGCUCCACCAGUUCCUGAGAGUGGAAGAGGAGGUCAGACUGGCAGCUUUGAAACAGGAGGAGGGGAUGAAGACAGGGUUACUGACCGAGAGGAUCACCCGUCUUGCCAGUGACAUGGCCUCACUCUCCGGGAGGAUCGCAGACAUACAGACCAAGAUGAAGACAGAUGACAUCUCAUUUCUGCAGAUGUACAAGGACUUGAAAGACAGGGCCAAGUGUAGAUUGCAGGAUCCAGAGCCUGUAAAGGGGGCACUGAUAGACGUGGCCCAACACUUGGGAAACCUGAGGUUCAAGGUCUGGAAGAAGAUGCAGGAGAUGGUGCAAUACACCCCUGUGACCCUGGAUGUGAAUUCAGCCCACCCUGAUCUACUGAUCUCUGGGUUCCUCCUGGAGGUGAGUGACAGACGGGCAUCCCAGCCUGUGCCUGAUAACGCUGAGCGAUUUGACAGCUCAGUGAGCGUGCUGGGCUCUGAAGGCUUCUACUCAGGCAUUCACAGCUGGGAGGUGGAGGUGGGGCCUAAGAAGGCCUGGACCCUGGGCGUGGCCAAAGAGGGCGUAUCCAGGAAGGGCAAUGUGAUGGUCAGCCCAGAUGGUGGGAUCUGGGCGAUGAGGCUAUGGAAUGGGGUGGAGUAUAGCGCCGGAACCGCCCCCCUGGGUACUCCUUUGGUCCUGAGUAGGAAACCCCAGAAGGUCAGGGUCAAGCUGGACUAUGAGAAAGGAGAGCUGUCCUUCUAUGACUCCAGUGACAUGUCACUCAUCUAUACGUUCGAACAGAGUUUCACAGAGAGACUGUUCCCCUACUUCUCUCCCUGUCUGAACUCUGAUGGCACUAACCCUGGAGUACUGAGUAUCUGCCCUGAGAAGGUGUUUGUGACUGUGACACCUGCUCACUAAGGAUAUUAUCUGGUGAUACUACUUUACGAUCAAAUACAGAAGUGUCUGCAUUGGUAAAGUCUGUCACGGUGACUCCUGGGUAUUGACUUUGUCUGUCUAUUGUUUUGUCUAUUGGUGUGGAAAUUCUCAGCUCCAAUGGUGGCAGUGAUGUCUGUGACACCCAUGUCUAUUCCGAAACUUUGUCUGGAGCAUGUCAUCUUUCCUGUUAAUACAUUUAUUGAGUGAAAGUGUCAUGAAUUCCCUACUUCUUGGUGUUAUGUUCAAUAAAAGUACACUCUUAGAAAAAAAAGAGUUCCAAAAGGGUUCUGCGGCUGUCCCCAUA